Messenger RNA from Penaeus monodon (black tiger shrimp), 3456 nucleotides. RefSeq names its product zinc finger protein 37 homolog. NCBI's taxonomy places the organism in Eukaryota, Metazoa, Arthropoda, Malacostraca, Decapoda, Penaeidae. Gene Ontology annotation, biological process: regulation of transcription by RNA polymerase II. The record is from RefSeq and is a predicted model, not a curated record. Gene Ontology annotation, molecular function: RNA polymerase II cis-regulatory region sequence-specific DNA binding; DNA-binding transcription factor activity. The coding region runs from base 348 to 2447 and encodes 699 amino acids. The transcript is spliced from 3 exons.
UUUUUUUUCUCUCUCCAUUCAUUCACAUAGGCCUUUUUGAUGGUUAGUCCCACAAGCACAGAAAGAGCACUUGGUGCAUGGCAGAGGCUCACAGGCCUAGAUGGGUUGCAGGUGAGAGUCAUUUGCCUCCUGUGAGCCUUGUCUCUAGCCCCCCCCCCCUUUUUUUUUUUUUUUCCCCCAAAGAGUGCAAGAAAAAGAAAGAAAAAGAAAGACUGCACCGUCCUUUUUCUACCCAACAGAACCACACCUAAAUUGGCCUUUAGGAAUUCUCUAUAUGGAUCCGUCGGUGAAAGCCCCCUUGGACCACUAUCAAAAGUCUUUUCAAGGUGUGUAGGCAUAAAGGCGCAAUGGACUUCACAAUGAACAUGAUGGAUAAUGGUCGGGCCAUCCCUACGUCUCAGGCCGCUGCCGUGGCUGCCAUGGGUGGUCAGGUCGCUUACCAGGCGCACGCCGUGAGUGUGACCCCCACGGUCAGCCAGCAAACGCAGCCACAGCCACAGCCGCAACAGCCACCCCCGCCAGCACCGGCACAGCGAGGCAGCCUGCACGAGAGUGACGGUGGGGCGGGACUGGGGGGGGAGGGCAAGGUCCAGGAGUUGACCAAGGACGACUCUCAGGGGGCCUUCACCCCCCCACCCCGGGUCUCUUCCGUCACGUCACACGAAAGUCGUGUUGAGAAGGGUACCGACACCAAUGACUUUGAACCACUGAUCAAGGUUGAGAUUAGAGGGGGGAUUCCGGGGCUCAAUAUUGGCGGCGAGAAGGACAAAAAUAACAUUGUCCAGUUACACUUCAACAGUGUCAACGAGGUGUUGCAUUACUUUUCGCAGCGGUCAGUGCCACAGCACAUUGAUGCCUUCAAUCUUCUCACCAACCCAGACCUGGUGCGCAAUAUCAACCCCGACCUGGUGCGCAACCACUUCCUGUACGUGCCCAACCCUCAGGAGGGGGUACGGGUGGCCUCCAACGGUUACAGCUCAGGCGGCUCCAACUCGGCCCAGACCCCUCCAGCCCAGGGGGGGCCUGCCACCUCACCUGUAGUCGUCAAGCAAGGCUCCAGCAGCAGUGGGGGCUACAGCAAGCAGGGGGACCGACGGCGGGAGUCUGGCCAGUCGAGCUCCAGCACCCUUGCGCCUGGCUCCCUCAUACCCCGACCAGGAGUAGACCAGUCAGGAGCAUCUUUUGUUUGCUGGAUCUGUGGCUUGGACCUGCAGAAAUCUCUGCAGUUUGAGGAACACAUGGUGGAUCAACAUAGUGUGGAUAAGCCCUACCGGUGCGAUGACUGUGGAGUCACUUUCAAGCGCAAGGCGCACUUGGACCGGCACCGGCGGAUCCACUUGCCCACACGGCCCUACCAGUGCGCAGUGUGUGGCAAGGGCUUCACGCGAAAUGAGCAUGUGCGCCGCCACUCCUUCACCCACUCAGGAGAGAAGCCCUAUCACUGCCCCACCUGCAACAAGACCUUCUCACGGCGGGAGCAUCUCACCAAGCACCUGCUGAGUCACACCAAGCCUCCAGGUCCUCACAGUCCUCCUCCAGGCGGUCAUCCUCACACCCCAGGUGAGUAUGAGUACAUGUGCUCCUCACCUGCGGAAUCACCCAACCCCCCCCAGCCACAGCUGACGGCGACGACAGUCUCAGCCAUCACAUCCCUGGGAGGGGCAGCACAGAUCCCGUCCAGCCUCCUGCAUGCGGCUGUGCCCCAGCUCCUGCCGCCCUCCUCGGCCCACAGUUCCAAGCACCAGCAGCCCCACCACCGCCUGGCUGCCCACCAUAGUCAAGGUUUGGCCACAACGCUACUGCUGCAAACCACGGACCAGAAUGGGCGGCUGGUAACCAUCAACCAAGGGAGCAGUGGAGCUGUGCCCACUUCUGUGGUGACCACCUCGUCCAGCAGCCACCAUGGACCCAGCAGCAGUGGCCACCAGGGCAGUAGUGGUGGCAGUGGCUCAUCACGCGGCCACAACCACAAUGGGGAGCCAGUGCCACGCCCCUACCAGUGUGGUGUGUGUGGCAAGGCUUUCAUCCGCAAUGAGCACCUGCGGCGCCAUGUACUGACCCACUCAGGCGAGAAGCCACAUGCCUGCACCACUUGUGGCAAGGCCUUCUCACGCAGGGAGCAUCUCACCAAGCACAUGCGCUCACACAUAAAGCCCUCAGCCAGUGGUUCAACCCAGUCCAGCUCACAGGCCAGCCACGGUUCCAUCCAGGUGGGCGUUUCAGGAAGUGCAGCAACACCCCAGGCUACCCUCACCGUGGCGCAGUCGGCGGCUGUCUCCCUCCCUACUGCAAGUGUUGUGGCCUCCAGUGCAGCCCACCAGCAACCCCCACCAGGUGUAGCUCACACAGUGGCUGCCUCGCAUGGCACACCUGUGGCCCACGCCGCACACCUCCCCCCAGGCACACACUACCUGCCCAUGUUUGGCCUGCUGGCAGAAGUCGUGUGAGGGAAUCAGUGUGGCUAAAUGACAAACGGUAACCCUCCACAGCUCUUGGUCCUGUUAGUCAUUUUGUUUUUUCAUGAUUUGUGUUCCAUCAUUGUCAAACUUUAUUUUUGUUUCUAUUUUGUUAAGCCUUUGAUAACGUCAGCAGCGCUUGGGCACAGAGAAAGGAGAGUGUGGCUUGCCCAGACCACCCUUAGCACCAGUGAGGCCAUGCACGAGUCUCCUCAGGGACUCCCGAGAUGCCAGUGCAAAUGCCACAGAAAGGCCAUGCAAUGAAAGGGACAGUGCAUGCUGACUGAUGCAAUGGCCAUAGAGAGAGAGUGAGUGAGUGAGUUAGUGAGUGAGUGAGUGAGUGAGAGAAAGAGAAAGAAAAUGUUGUGCCAUGAUCUCCUCCUUUGUAGCUGUGACUGACCACUCGCCAGAGAGAGAGUCCUCUAUUUCUCAUGUUGUCUGUCACCCAAACAAGCCUCGAUGCUUAAAACCCAUCAGAAAUAGAUACAUGUUCAGCCCUUCCCUCACUCCCUCCCCUAUCCCCAUCAGACUCCCAAGACCAUGCUCUCCCCUCCUUCCCCUCCCAACCACUUAUUACCACCAUCCUUGUCUCUGCCCCAAUCACAUUCCAGUUCCUUUACAGUCAUCUUUUUGGCCACUUAUUCACAUAAAAAGGGAGGAGAGGCAUUGUUAUUAUAUAUUUCCCCCCCCCCCCACCUUUUCCCAGUGUAGCACUACAAAACAAUGAUGAACAAGCCAUCACCCGUGUCAGAAAUCUUGUAAAUUUUUAUAUCAACCAGUUUUAUGCAGUCCUGUGUACUUAGAGUAUUUGUACAAUGAUUGAGAUAGAUAUUUUCCUGACUGUUUCAAAAAAAGAAAAAAGGUAAAAAAAAAAAUAAUAAUAAUGAAUAAAAUGUCAUCUGAUGCACCCUGCCAAAGUUGAGAGAGGUUUUUUUUUUAUUAUUGAUAAUUUUUUGGCAAAAAAUGUAGAUAUGAUGUUAUGUAAAAAAUUAUAAUAAUA